CCGCCGCCGCCACCACCCAGCCGACGCGGCUACCUCCACCGCCGUCUUCUUCCCCUUCUGUGCUUUCUUUCAGGAAUGGCGUCGACGGCGGCGACCUGCACUACGGAGAAGUUGACGGUGUCGAGGUGCUCCACACACAUGGAUAAGGGAGCGCACCUCUUCGAGAUCACCGGGUACAGCCUCAAGAAGGGCAUGGGCGUCGGCAAGUUCGUCCGCUCGGCCACCUUCACCGUCGGUGGUUACGACUGGUCCAUCAGGUUCUACCCCGAAGGAAUGCACUACGCGCCCGAAGAGUGUAUGAUGAUCACUCUCGAACUCAUGAGCAGCAACGCCGAGGUUCGGACCUUUUUUGAUUUUGGAUUGGUAAGGCACGACUCAGGAUUGCUCGGCACGAAGUUUAUCACACAAACUAGGGCCUUCAGCUCAGAGACCGACGCCACUAGUCAGUAUAGUGUGUUAAUUGUAAGAUGCGGCGUUGAGGCGUUACCAUCCAACUACAUUCAGAACGAUGUGCUCAUGAUCAAGUCAGUGAUCACGGUGAUCAAGGAAUCCGAGGAGUCUGAAACUGUUUGGCGCCCGGAGAUUGAGGAUCCACCGUCAGACAUCCUGGAGCAUCUUGCAAAGCUGUUGGAAGCUAAGGAGAAAGCAGAUGUCACUUUCAGUGUUGGAGGAGAGACGUUCCAGGCACACAAGACCGUGCUCGCCAUGCGGUCACCCGUCUUUGAGGCAGAGCUCUUGGGGCCGCUGAGGGAGACAUGUGUAACCAUCCAAGACAUGCAGCCUGCUGUGUUCAAGGCUCUGCUGCAUUUCAUCUAUACGGAUUCAUUGCCUGACUUGGAUGAUUUUGAAGGUGAAGACAAAUGUGAAAUGCACCGCCAUCUACUGGUGGCUGCAGAUAGGUAUGCCAUGGACAGGCUGAAGAUGAUAUGUCAAAACAUCCUUUGCAAGAAUCUUGAUGUGGAGAAUGUGGCAACUACAUUGGCUUUAGCUGAUCAGCAUAACUGUGACAAGCUUAAGGAUGUCUGCGUUGAGUUUAUUGCCUCUUCAGAUAAGAUGGAUGAUGUGGUUGCUACCCAAGGUUAUGCAGAUCUCAAAAGAUCCUGCCCUUCUGUCUUAGUAGAUGCUUUCGAGAAGAGAAGUAGGUCUCGCAAAGAUCGCAAAGUAGGUCCAGUGUCAGAUUACGGUAGCAUGUUGUGGAUGGAACAUAACAGCAUAAAUCGCAACUAGUUUUAUGCUGUCAUACUGUUAACUGUGGUUCCUUGAGAACCUAAAGAUGACACCUGCCUCAUAAUUGUGGUUCCUUGAGAACUGAAAGAUGGCACAUCGUAUGCAACCUGUCUUAUAAUUAUUCAAGGCUCAUAAGCUAUGAGUACAUUCACAUGUUAUUCAUAUGUAGUGAUCUUAUUAGAUUAAUUGCUUGCAUAUAAAACAUUUGGAGGAAUGUAUGUUUUUAUUGAUCCA
Molecule: messenger RNA, 1461 nt
Organism: Lolium rigidum
Lineage: Eukaryota; Viridiplantae; Streptophyta; Magnoliopsida; Poales; Poaceae
Product: BTB/POZ and MATH domain-containing protein 1-like
Exons: 2
Coding region: 76-1227 (383 amino acids)
Biological process (GO): protein ubiquitination
Molecular function (GO): protein binding
Source: RefSeq, a predicted model, not a curated record